Neogale vison (American mink) is the source of this 547-nucleotide messenger RNA. RefSeq names its product IQ motif containing J (gene IQCJ). The record is from RefSeq and is a predicted model, not a curated record. NCBI's taxonomy places the organism in Eukaryota, Metazoa, Chordata, Mammalia, Carnivora, Mustelidae.
UCAACUCAAAGGUUUCCAGCCUCACACUCGCCUUACAUUCCCCCACAGUCACACGGAGCUCUGUGAUUCUGAGGAAUACCGUGUGCCAGCUUCCGAUUCACAGUCUCCUUUUACCUGCAGGUGUUCCAGAAACUUCAAAAUGCGUCUGGAAGAAAUGAAAAGAUUGCAGAAUCCUUUAGAACAAGUUAAUGAUGGAAAAUAUUUACUUGAAAACAUUCAACGAGCCUGGCGUGAGUACCUGCAGCGGCAGGACCCUCUUGAGAAGAGAAGCCCGUCCCCGCCCUCUGUGUCCUCAGAGAAGCUGAGCAGCUCUGUCAGCAUGAACACCUUCUCAGACAGCAGCACACCUGAAGAAUUCAAACGGGUCACAAACUCAGGAGUUGAAACUCAGAUGCCUGCAGGGACCAGAAGAUUCAUUCUUACAUCUUUUGGUGGUCACAGCCCCAUGAAAGUGACUCUGCUCUACUUUGAUCAGCCUACCAUACCCGGGUUCAUACAUACUUUGAAGGAGUUCCAAAUAGGCAGACUUGGUCUUACUACUCUCUGA